Messenger RNA from Oikopleura dioica, 3645 nucleotides. Lineage: Eukaryota; Metazoa; Chordata; Appendicularia; Copelata; Oikopleuridae. The record is from the annotation of a GenBank genome assembly.
AUGAUUAAACUUGCCCGCGAGUCGUCAACAUCCAUCUGCUUGCCUCCUCCAUCAUUCUGUCUGGACGGGAAGCCAUCCACAUGCGUCGUUGUCAGCCCCGACGGACAGACGGAAACGCAAAUCGAGCCGAUGGAAGAAGAAAGAUGCAAUGUUCGCCACGGCUACAACGUCAACAUAAACGGCCUCUACGAAAACUGCGCUCGAUCUGGCUCAUUUUCCCAGAAACAAGGGUGUUCUUUUGCUCCUGGAAGCCCAAUCAUGUGCCGAUUUCCUCAAGACAACACCUGGGUCCUGUAUGGAAUCGUCAAUACUGUCAAAGAAUGUGGCGUCGAAUCGGCCUCCGUUUACACCAAAUUCAAGACCGUGAGCAGCUGGGUGAACCAAUACCAAUCCAUUGAUUCUGGCCUAUCCGAGCCGAACGAAGAUGAAAUAUGCGACUAUGUAACCAGCAGGAGUAGUGCGGGCCUCAAGUUGCCGGACAAUGAAGACGCAAAAGGCUGGCAAAAAGAGGGAAUUUGCGGUGUUCCAGAUGUUCAGCCAAAAGCACCCCCAGUGGAAUUCUCCGGGCGAAUUAUCGGCGGAGAGCACGCUGUUAAAAAUUCUUGGCCUUGGCAAACCUACAUCGUCUCUUGCCAACAGGAUGGCUGCAUGACUUGCGGAGGGACACUGAUUUCGCCGUACUGGGUUCUGACUGCUGGCCAUUGUGUUCCGACUGGAUAUGGGGCGCAAGGAUAUGCUCUUUUUGGCGCGCAUAAGAUUUCGGAGAAGAAAGAGCAUAUUGACUCGAUUGAUAUUCGGGAGUUCGUGAUUCAUCCAUCUUACGAGAGACGAAUCCUAAAACACGAUAUCGCUCUUGCCCGUCUUGUCAAGCCAGCACCAAUGGGAGAUCUUUCCGAAGUUCGACCAAUCUGUCUACCAGACAGCUCAAUUUGCCUACCGGAAGCGCAGAAAUGCGUCGCAGUUGGCUGGGGCGUCACGUCAGAAAACUCGGAUCAAUCGUCGGACAUUUUGAUGCAGGUGUCGGUGCCGCUCAUCCCUCGAUCCAAGUGCGUCAAACUGCCGAAGCCCUACAAUCUCGUCUCUCCAUAUGCAAUCUGCGCUGGAUUCGAUGAGGGCGGACAAGAUGCUUGCACUGGCGACUCAGGUGGACCCCUUCUCUGUCAAACUGGCGAAGAAUCGCCCUGGAUUGUUUAUGGCGUCACCUCCUGGGGAUACGGCUGUGGCCGCGCUGGCAAGCCCGGAGUCUACACCCGAGUCAAUUUGUACAACAAAUGGAUCACCAGCGUCACCGGCAUCACUCCAUCCAUCAACGACGAUGAUUACCCAAAAGUCUCUUGCGACGAUGAAAAACGAGAGCGAGCGUUUUUGGCGACAACCACAACCACGACCACCAGCACAACGACAACGACGACUACAAUGAAGCCAACAACAGAGCCUCCGACUGAGAAGCCCUUGCCAGAAAAUCCACAGGAUCUGUCAAUUUGCUCGAACCCAGCUUUCGCUCCUAGAACAUCCCUGUUUAAUCAACUUCCAGCACACAGAAGGCGGCGACAAGCCAGUUUGGGUGCGAACUUCUUUUUCAACAAUUAUCUUCCUCCAACCUCUUCCGAAAAAAAGAAAAGGAAAAAGCAGAAAAACAAAAAGAGCCCAAGUGCAGCUUUUUCUGAACUAUUCGCCCCUCAAGUCGAAAAAGCGACGAUUCCAGAAUUCGUCGAAGAUCCAAAUUUUAAGCGAAUUGUUGGUGGACAAGUUGCACUCAAAAAUUCCUGGCCUUGGACUGUUUACAUCAAAAUUUCGAACCAGAAGAAGUCGGACUACUGCGGCGGAACACUCAUCGGCAAUCAAUGGGUCCUCACUGCAGCUCACUGUAUUCCAAAAUUCUCGGUCAAUGUCACUUCUGAGGAUGGAAGGUCGAUCACGAAGUCGCCAAAACUGACCCUCCCGAAUCUUGAAAAACGGUUCGACAUCAAGAAACGGUCCAGAGAAGAGCUUAAGGGUGUGUUCAAAAUGAAAGUGUUCCUUGGAGUCCAUGAUUCGACUGAUGAGGGUUUGGCAAACGCGGAAUCAAGGGACGUUGUCGACAUCAUCACUCAUCCAGAAUUCAACCGGCCCCAAGACUACAAUAACGACGUCGCCCUUCUCAAGCUAGAAACACCGGUCCAUUUCUCCGACAACAUCUCGCCUCUUUGUCUACCAGACGAAAAAGUCUGCAUGAAGGAAGGCGUCCCUUGCGUGACUGUUGGCUGGGGAAUCACUGACGAAAAGAACGUCACCUCCACCGCUGAUGAGCUGCAAGAAGUCGUCGUCCGCGUUAUCAGCAAUGAGAAGUGUUUGACCUAUCCAGACUACACUGAUAAAGUUACCGAGCAGAUGGUCUGCGCGGGCUACAAGGAUGGUGGAAAAGAUGCUUGCUCAGGCGAUUCAGGAGGACCGUUGAUGUGCAAGGUCAGAGAAAACGGUCCAUGGGUGUUUUAUGGGAUCACAUCAUUUGGCAUCGGUUGCGCGCGGCCUAAUGCGCCAGGAGUGUACGCACGUGUGCCCCAAUUUGUCGAUUGGAUCAAAGAGAUGACGCAACUAGAACCUGGCAUCACCACCGACGCUUUCCCAGAACUCUCGAAAGACAAGCAAUGCGGCGGAUGGAUAGACGAAAACUUUAAACCCUUUGACGAAGCUAAAGAAAAGUCGGAAUUCUUCGACGGAGUUGAUGGUCGAGAGGCUCAAGAAUGCGAUGUUCUUGAAACUGCUCCAGCAAAGAUAACAUCUGAGAAUCAUCCGAAGCCGUAUUUGCCUGAUACGGACUGUAGGUAUUGCGUCAAGUCGAGUCAGGAUGGUGGAUUCGUGCAGUUGGAGAUUACGGACUUGAGACUGGAUCAGAAAAGAAACUGCUAUCCGAAUGAUGACUAUAUCAUCGUCGAAGAUUUGGCAGGAAAGCCGAUCUCUAACCCUAUCUGCCGAAUCAUUCGUCGAAGCCCCAUCAAAGCAAUGGCCGAAGAAGCUAUUUGUAUACGAAUGAUGUCUAACGAAAAGGUUCAACGGGCCGGAUUCAAGGCUCUCUUCAGCGAAGUCAACGAAUUCCAAUCCGCUUGUGGAGGCAAUGCCAAUUCCGUUGCUGCUGUCAACGAUCGAUAUCCAAGGCGAAAGCUUUCGGCGGAGAGGACGAUUGAAAGCGCGAACUUCCCAGGUCGCAAAGGCGGAAAAACUGGUGGAAAAAAGCGCGUUCCUCCCGGCAGCGAGUGCUCCUGGCACAUCGAAGCUCCAAACAAGAACCAAGUCGUCCAGAUCAAUUUCUCAUUCUUCAAGCUCGCCAAAAACUGCAAAUUCCACUUCGUCGCGCUAUACAGUUCCCCUGACUGUAACAAGGACAAUCUGACUCCCGAAAAUCAGAUCGCGGUUCUCUGCGGAUUGAAGAAGAGGAAAUCAGUUUGGGAGCACUUUUCUCAGGGUCAAGGAUUGUGCGUCGUGAUGGUUACCGACAAGACUUCUGUUUCUGCUGGUUUUCAGGCGACUUAUCAGGCUAUCGCCAAAAGCGCUGUCCCUGUGCGAGAAACCCAAGGAUCCCGAUCCAACGAACUCGGAUUUUCCAACACUGAGCGCGUCCAGAUCCCUGAAUCCAUCGGGAAAAAAUACUGGGUCAUUGGAAACUAA